Molecule: messenger RNA, 423 nt
Organism: Aphanomyces astaci
Lineage: Eukaryota; Oomycota; Saprolegniomycetes; Saprolegniales; Verrucalvaceae
Exons: 2
Coding region: 1-423 (140 amino acids)
Molecular function (GO): nucleic acid binding; RNA-DNA hybrid ribonuclease activity
Source: RefSeq, a predicted model, not a curated record
AUGGACGGUGUGGUGUUCUUUCACGGAGCGUCCCGCUUGGACGCGGCAUGUGAGGAGUCCGGCGCCUUGGUUAUGCCCCGCGACUACCCCAUCCUUUGCGACUAUGAUGCGCACUACAUCCCUACAGCCACGACCAACAACCAAGCCGAGUACGAUGGCCUGCUACGAAGCCUUCAGCUGGCCACGAUCCGCGGAUACAUCCACCUUACGGUAUACGGGGAUAGCCAACUGCUCGUGCGUCAAAUGCAGGGUAUCUGCAGUGCGAGAUACUCCUGGCCCCGCGCCCAGUACCUCCAGGCCCGCCGCCUGGAUGGGCCGGAGUACGGCCCUCUACCAUCACGGCAGCUCGCCCUGCUCUAUGAUUUCCUGGACUUGGAUCUCGCCUUCAACCCUGGGCAGACCCCACACCAUUUGCCCCAUUAG